AUGGCGACUGGGAAGACCGUCAUAGCUUUCGAUCUCUACGGAACGCUGCUGUCCACCGAGUCCAUUGCUCAUGAGCUCGCAAAGCUCUACGGCGAGGAGAAGGCUGCAUCGAUCGCUGCAUUAUGGCGUCGAUACCAGCUGGAAUACACCUGGAGAAUUACCUCGAUGGGCGAUUAUAGGACAUUCAGUGAAAUCACGCGUGGUUCAUUGACGCAUGCACUUUCCGAGCAUGGGUUCGAACUGUCUGCUGGCAAGACUGACCAGCUGAUGCAGGCAUACGAUUUUCUGCAUGUCUUUCCCGAGAUACCUGCAGCUUUGAAGUUGGUUCGGGAGAACAGCAACCUGGUGGACGCCUACAUCUUCUCAAAUGGCACACUAGAAAUGGUUGGAACUUCAGUCAAAUCAUCGCCAGACCUAGGACCCCACGCGAGCCUAUUCAAGUCAUUGAUCACCGUCGAUGAUGUGAAGUGUUACAAGCCCGCUGCAAGGGUCUAUGAGCACCUUGUGAAGGAGGCGGGAAAGGAAGGCAGCAAAAGCGAUGUCUGGUUGGUCAGCGGUAACCCCUUCGACGUCGUCGGUGCGAAAUCAGCCGGACUCAAGGCGGCUUGGAUUGACAGAGCUGGCAAGGGCUGGGUCGACCGUCUCGACACCUUACAUGUGCCUUCGAUCAUCGCAACCGGAGUGGAAGAUGCGGUGAAGUCUAUCCUCGGCUGGGUAAAGGAUGCCAAGGCAAGGACGAAAUCAUGA
Messenger RNA from Neoarthrinium moseri, 747 nucleotides. RefSeq lists its product as uncharacterized. NCBI's taxonomy places the organism in Eukaryota, Fungi, Ascomycota, Sordariomycetes, Amphisphaeriales, Apiosporaceae. The coding region runs from base 1 to 747 and encodes 248 amino acids. Gene Ontology annotation, molecular function: hydrolase activity, acting on halide bonds, in C-halide compounds. The record is from RefSeq and is a predicted model, not a curated record. The transcript has 2 exons.